CUUUGGAAGCAAAACAGUGUCUAAUAUGGCAUCAGCACCAAUAACUGCGAAUGACAUAUUUCUGCAAGUUCUGUGCGUAUGGAUGACCUUUUCCUUGGGCAUAACAGAACUGCUAGAGCGGAAGCCGUAUUUAUCGCCCCAUCAAGAUGCCUGGAAGGCCUUAACAGCACCAGGAAGGUAUUACCUGUACAUGAGAUCCUACGAGCGAGAGCCACUUUACGGAGACGCAAGCAAGUGCGUCUUCAAUGAACUUAUUUCCGUGAAUGACCAGGACAAGCACACCACAAACAUAUUUGGAUACACGAAUUCACGUGAUGGCUCAGUGAAAAACCGAACCGCGUACGCAUGGGCUCGUGCUUCGGACGGUUAUGACACUCCGAACGUGAUCGAAUCAUCCUCGUCGAUAGAAAGAGAUUUUGUUCUGGACUACGUGGUAGCGUUUUCCGAGUACGAUAACUGUGAUAUUCUGAGGCUACCACAUCGUAAUGACGCCUGCGAACUUUGGGCAAAAGCAGGUGCCGUCGACAAAGUCAAGUCACACUGCUUUUUCAUAUUCCACUUGCUCUGUGGACCAGAAAAGCACAUCGUGUAUGACAAAGAUUUAUGCGAAAAUAAAUAACUACCUGCCCGGCGCUCACUCCCCA
This is a messenger RNA of Rhipicephalus microplus (southern cattle tick), 644 nucleotides long. Its product is annotated as male-specific histamine-binding salivary protein. Gene Ontology annotation, molecular function: amine binding. The record is from RefSeq and is a predicted model, not a curated record. Gene Ontology annotation, biological process: symbiont-mediated perturbation of host defenses. Lineage: Eukaryota; Metazoa; Arthropoda; Arachnida; Ixodida; Ixodidae.